This is a messenger RNA of Erigeron canadensis, 1398 nucleotides long. RefSeq lists its product as uncharacterized. Bases 80 to 712 code for a protein of 210 amino acids. The transcript is spliced from 6 exons. Lineage: Eukaryota; Viridiplantae; Streptophyta; Magnoliopsida; Asterales; Asteraceae. The record is from RefSeq and is a predicted model, not a curated record.
GUUUGGUCUUUAAAAUAGGUAAGCAUGCAAUUUUGAUAAUUAAAGUUUGUAUCUCGAUCUCGUGUUCACCAAACCUACAAUGGCGACGACUCGAUAUCAUAUCCAUAUCUUAGUUUUUGUUUUCAUCUGGACUUUUUCCUAUGGUCUUCAAGAUGAUGCAUGCCGGAUUCUGGGGUGUGGAGAAGGACGAUGUGUGGAGGAUCACGACGGCUCAUCAUCAUAUCACUGUGAGUGUAAUCAUGGAUGGAAAACCAUCAAGGUUGCUCCAAUGCCAUUUCCGUCUUGUAUCGUUCCCAAUUGUACGACGGAUCUCCCAUGUGGUGGAAAAGCUCCUAUACCGCCUCCCCCUCCCCCGCAACCACCCUUAAACGUCACCAAUGUUUGUAGUUUGGUUUGGUGUGGCGAUGGUUAUUGUGUGGCAAACGGAAAUAAGCACUACUAUUGUCGAUGUCAUGACGACGCCGCUGCUUUUCUCCACAGUAAUUUCUCCAUUUGCUUGAAGCAAUAUAUUGCUCUUUGUGUAGGCACUUUGAAAGAAGAUUGCACCCAUCUUGGUUUUGGUCUAGUAAAACCACCAUCACUACUACCACCACCACCUCCCAGUAGUUCCGGCUCUUUUAAUUAUCGAAAAAAUAAAGUCGUCGCGUAUACACUGACACAGCCAAUUCACAUUAUUGUUAUCUUGAUGGCAACGGGAUUCGCAAUAGAUUAGCGACGUGGUUACCAACAUUAUGAAUUCAUCUAAGUAUAUAGAAUUAUAUAUAGUAAUUAGAGACUUUUAUGUAGUUAUUCACGUAUAUAGGCUCUCGUACACGUAUCUGUUAUAUGAGGGUAGUCACCGCUCGUGUUUUCGUUUUGAGCACCAAUAAGAUACGGAAUUUAAAACUUAAAUAUAUUGUCGACAUGCAUUUAGUCACGAGGACUAAAAUUGUAGGAUUUGUCAACUUAAAGAGUUUUCUUUGUAAUUUUUAAAGUUUGAUGCCAUGUAACAGAAAACUACCAACCAAAGAGAAUGAAAAGUAGUGUAAUUUAACUAUUCUAAACUUUACAACAACAACAAAACCCAAUCCUUUAACGGGUAUCGAGGAGGUGAGCUGUAGACAGUCUUACCUUUACCUAAAGGUAGAAAGACUACUUCCAAAAGGGACCUCCGGCCACAAAGAGAUGGAAAUUGGGGAGUAAAGAAAGUUCAGUUACCGUACCUGUCGUCCGAUAAAAAAAUAUGAAGGUAUACCUGUUAGCUGGGUACACCCGACAACCUGAAAGGGUAGGAAAAGUACCAGUUUACCAUUUUUAUCUCUUACUUCAUAUUGUAUCUUUUCGUUCUCUUAUUGAUGUACCACAAAUACUUUUGAGUGUUUAAUAAGAAUGAAUCAAAGAAAAUAAAAAUUAUAUGCA